Messenger RNA from Aspergillus piperis CBS 112811, 1812 nucleotides. RefSeq names its product GMC family oxidoreductase. NCBI's taxonomy places the organism in Eukaryota, Fungi, Ascomycota, Eurotiomycetes, Eurotiales, Aspergillaceae. The record is from RefSeq and is a predicted model, not a curated record. The coding region runs from base 1 to 1812 and encodes 603 amino acids. The transcript is spliced from 4 exons. Gene Ontology annotation, molecular function: flavin adenine dinucleotide binding; oxidoreductase activity, acting on CH-OH group of donors.
AUGGCAAUGGUAUCCAACGGCAACGAAUACGACUUCAUCGUCGUCGGUGGUGGCACGGCAGGCAAUGCAGUAGCUGGUCGCCUCGCUGAAAACCCCAAUGUUCGCGUCCUGGUCGUCGAAGCCGGUAUUCCCAACCCUGACCAGGUCGACGAAAUCACCACUCCCUCCAAGGCCUUCAACCUCCGAGGAAGCAAGUAUGACUGGGCCUACAAGACCACUAUGAUCAAGCGCGACGACUACGAGCGUGUCGAAAAGCCUAACACUCGUGGUAAGGCGCUGGGUGGAAGUUCUUGUGCCAAUUACUUCACCUGGAUUCCCGGCUCCAAGCCCACCUUUGAUGACUGGGAGGCCUUUGGCGGCCACGACUGGACUUGGGACAACUGCGUCGAGUAUCUCCGCAAGUGCGCAACGUAUCAUGAUGAUGAGAAGCUCUACCCGGCCGAGCUUAGCAAGAUCGGAACCGGAGGCCCCGUCCAGAUCGCCCAUGCCGACUUGGUCCCCGAAAUGCAACCCUUCCGUGACGCACUGACCCAAGCGUGGGUCUCCAAGGGCGAGAAGCUGACCGAGGAUAUCUACUCCGGUGAGAUGCGCGGUCUUACCCACUGCGUGGACACUAUCUAUAACGGCCAGCGCCAAGGCAGCUUCCUCUACCUGAAGGACAAGCCUAACGUGACCAUCCUCUACGGAGCCCACUCGAAGCAGCUGAUCAUCGACCCCGUCACUCGUGUCUGCUCCGGAGUGACCGUCGUCAGUGAAGCCUACAACACCGAGAUCAGCGUCUACGCCAGCCGCGAAGUGAUCCUCUCUCAGGGUGUUUUCGAGACCCCCAAGCUCCUCAUGCUAAGUGGAAUCGGUCCCGCCGCAGAGCUAGCCAAACACAACAUCACUCCUAUCGUCGAGUCUCCCCACGUCGGUCAGCAUCUUCUCGACCACCCCAUCGUGCCUUUUGUCCUCCGUCUUAAAGACGGCUACGGUCUGGAAGACCACAUUCUCCGCCCCGGUCCCGCCAACAACGCAGCCAUCGCCCAGUACAAGAAAGACAAGACCGGCCCCAUCAGCUCCGGACUCUUGGAACUCGUCGGCUUCCCUCGCAUCGACCAACGUCUCGAGAAAUACCCCGCCUACCGCGAAGCCAAGGCGGCCAACGGCGGACUGGACCCCUUCGGCCCCGCAGGACAACCUCACUUCGAGCUCGACUUCGUCGGCAUGUUCAGCACCGCCUUCCAAUGGCACUAUCCCGUCCCGGAAGAGGGUAACCACAUGACUGUGAUUGUCGAUUUGCUGCGCCCCUUGUCAGAGGGCGAGGUGACGCUCAACAACUCGAACCCGUUGGUGCAACCUAACAUCAACCUCAACUUCUUCGGCAAUGACCUCGAUAUCCUGGCCAUGCGCGAGGGUGUCAGAUGGACCUAUGAUCUCCUGACCAGCGGUGCCGGCUUCAAGGAUAUUGUCCUGUCGGAGUACCCAUGGAAGAUGCCUCUUCAGUCGGAUGACGAGAUGAAGCGCGCUGUUUUGGAUCGCAGCCAGACUGGAUUCCACCCAUGCGGCACUGCCCGUCUUUCCAAGAGCAUCCACCAAGGUGUCGUCGACUCGAAGCUCCGCGUGCACGGAGUGCGCAAUCUCCGCAUUGCAGAUGCCUCCAUCAUCCCUGUGAUUCCGGACUGUCGGAUCCAGAACUCGGUGUACAUGAUCGGCGAAAAGGGAGCGGAUAUCAUCAAGGCGGACCACAAGGAUCUGUACGAGUCGAAGAACAUCCCGUACUUUGUUCCGAGUCGGUUCUUUUUGCACUGCUCUUUGGUCCCUGCUUCAUAG